Messenger RNA from Candidula unifasciata, 330 nucleotides. The record is from the annotation of a GenBank genome assembly. Lineage: Eukaryota; Metazoa; Mollusca; Gastropoda; Stylommatophora; Geomitridae.
AUGUAUACACCACUCUCACCUCAACCUCUAGCAGACGCCGAAGCAUAUCAUCGCUUCCUGAGACACAACGAACACAUUCUUCUACAGAUCAAAAUGUCCGUCAUUGUCUUCAUUGGUGGUGUUAUCAUCGCCAUUUGUGUGGUGUAUAUUGUCAUUCAGUGCAGGACUAACGUGCUCAAGCCGAUCUUCCGACAAGCCAACAGCCGGCGGACAUCUAGUGCAGGGUCUACAGACACGCCUGCUUCUAGAGACACUUUAGAACACCUGCUACCUCCGGAUAAAAACAACUUCCCGAUGAAGAUAAGAAAAGACACAGAGUUUUAUGUGUGA